This is a messenger RNA of Acipenser ruthenus (sterlet), 2373 nucleotides long. Its product is annotated as parkin coregulated gene protein-like. Gene Ontology annotation, molecular function: Hsp70 protein binding; Hsp90 protein binding. The record is from RefSeq and is a predicted model, not a curated record. The coding region runs from base 140 to 853 and encodes 237 amino acids. Gene Ontology annotation, cellular component: vesicle; cytosol; neuron projection. The transcript has 5 exons. Lineage: Eukaryota; Metazoa; Chordata; Actinopteri; Acipenseriformes; Acipenseridae.
GUCUUCAAAGAGUCUCCACAGUAACCACGCAGGAACACGUUGCGAAGCACUGCUGAUAGAAAGACAAAUACACCGUUUUAUAUAUUUUUUUGUGUGUGUUUCGUUUCGUUCAUAAAAAAGGGGAGACGGGCUGCGGUCCAUGAUCACAAAAAUGAGAAAUUUCGAGGCCAUAAAAGACAGAAAACAGGUGAAGACUGAAGGUUUCACAGUGAAAUCAACUAUGAAGAACUCAGUUGUUGUUGGACCCCCUGCAGCUGGUGCAUUUAGGGUAAGACCAGCAAAACCAACUGCAUUUCGGAAAUUCUAUGAGCGAGGGGACUUCCCUAUUGCCCUGGAACAUGACACUAAAGGAAACAGGAUAGCCUGGAAGGUGGAGAUUGAGAAGCUGGACUAUCACCACUACCUGCCACUGUUUUUUGACGGGCUCUGUGAGACGGUUCACCCCUACGAGUUCUUUGCACGACAGGGAGUGCAUGACAUGCUGGAGCAUGGAGGCACCAAGAUUCUCCCCGUCAUCCCACAGCUCAUCAUCCCCAUUAAGAAUGCUCUCAACACUCGGAACAGGCAGGUGAUCUGCACCACACUGAAGAUCCUCCAGCAUCUGGUGAUCUCAGGAGACAUGGUGGGGGAGGCCUUGGUUCCCUACUACAGGCAGAUCCUGCCCAUCCUCAACAUCUUCAAGAACAUGAACCUCAAUUCUGGAGAUGGCAUUGACUACAGCCAGCAGAAGCGGGAGAAUAUUGGGGACCUCAUUCUGGAGACUCUGGAGGUGUUUGAGCGCUAUGGAGGGGAGGAUUCCUUCAUCAACAUCAAGUACAUGGUUCCUACGUACGAGUCCUGCAUGAUGAACUGAGCGGACACUAUACCGUUUCCCCACCAGCUCGCAAACUUAAUCCAGCCUAUGCAAAACUGAUUGUUGUGUACCUGAUUAAAUUAAUGAUGCCUUUUUGUGUUUGUGUUUUUAAACAUAUUUCCUGAUGCUAACAUAUUACUCCCUGGAGAACAAUGAACAGAUAUUUCAUUGAAGUUGUUAAUGGUUUUUUUUCUUCUUUCUUUCUUAGUCGUCUUAAUCAUUUGAUACCACAACCAGGGGUGUCAGAACAAUUCUAGGGGGGACUUUUAUGUUUUAAAAGUGGGUAAAGGCUUUAACACUAACCAAAUUGGCUCUGCUGCCAGCUUCCGAUAUCCCAGUUAAGUAAAAAUUUCACAGAUACAUACUGUAACUACUGCUGCAUUAAACAAACAGCGGUACAACAUCAUUUUAUUUUAAUUGUUUUACAGUAGCAGCUAGGGACAUCAGACUGCUCUUAUUUCAGAUCAUUGAACAAAAAAAAAAAAGAAAAAUGUCAUGUAUUGCAUGGGCUUUACAAAAAGAGCCAGGGGUAAGAGUGCAGUUUAAUUUAUUUUAGCGUGUUCAUCCGAAUACAUCUCACCAAAUUUGAUACAUGCUUACAACCUGGAGUUAACUUCAUUCAUGAUCCGGGUUAGAUUAGAAAAGAAUGAUGUUUGAAAAAUGCAUUUCAUUCGUUUGUGAAGAAAAAUUCAACCAUCCGAUAUGUGAUUAUAUUAUGGUUCUGUUUAUCCAGAAGCCCCAGUAAAUACAAAGGGGGUAAGCAGAUUAUUCCACUCAAUCUGUUUGCCCAGAUGAUCUUUCAAUCUAGUGUUAGGAGACCACUGGCAUGGAUACCCUUGUCCCACUAGAUCCCAGUACUGUACUUCUGUAAAGCAGCAUUCAUUUAAUACAUAAUACCAACACCAAGAGAAUGAGCAGGGAUUGUGUUUACAUGUGGUAAAUAAUGGGUCCAAGGUGAUACUAAAAAGACAUUAUUCUGACAAUUCUAGGAAAAGCGUAGCAAAGUGCAUGCAAUCAUAGUGAAUCCCAAAUAAAUAUACUGUACCAUAGUAAAAUAAUGUACCAUGUUAUAAUUGUGUGUUCUGUGUAAAACACUACAUAACAACUGCAAAUGUACCAGAUUUAUAAGGGGUGAAGGGUCAUAUUGUUAAUAGGGAAUACAGUAGGUGGAUUUUGAAAUGAUAUUUUUCUUUCGUUUUCAAGGUGAUUAAAUCAUUUCAGGGUAUUGCUUGUUUUCUUUUUGUCUAGAUUUAGUGUUCUUAGGCUAUUGAUAUAUCAUAUGAUUUUAUCAUUGACUUUCUUCUGGUUGAGAUCAUGAAGCGUGUCCCCAUGUGCUGUGUAUCAGUCUAGGCUUACCCAGCUCUAUAUGAGGCAGCAAAUAUACUCCCAAACCACCUGGGUACCUUUUUAUAAAAGUGCACUGCCAGAGUCAGAUCCUCCUUUUAUCUUUAAAGCAAAUGCAUUCUGUUCCAUUAUAAAACCACUCAAUAAACCACAAUAAACCACACUUUCUAUUAAAA